Molecule: messenger RNA, 3323 nt
Organism: Thelazia callipaeda (thelaziosis nematode)
Lineage: Eukaryota; Metazoa; Nematoda; Chromadorea; Rhabditida; Thelaziidae
Source: the annotation of a GenBank genome assembly
AUGGUCAUUUUCACAGCAUUGCCACCAGGUACAAGCAAUCAAGAAGGUCGUAUAUUAGUUGACGAAUCAGAUUAUCGAAAUGAAAAUGAUGAAGUACCUCCAUUUCAAAUUAAAGAUAUAGUUCAAAUACGGUCUAACGAACAAUUUACAAAACAUUAUGAAUGUAUGGAUGAAAUUGGAGAGGGAAAAUUUGGCAAAGUAUAUCGUUGCCGGGAAAAAACAACAGGACUUGAACUUGCAGCUAAAAGAAUUAAAAUCAAGCGUGAGACUGAUUGGGAGAAAGUAGAACGAGAGGUGGCCAUUAUGACAAAACUGAGACAUCCGAGAAUAGCACAAAUUUACGAUGCUGUCACCACAUUCGAUAAUGAUAUUGUACUGAUCAUGGAAAUCGUAAUAAAUGUACACAAAUUUAGAGUAAAUGGUGGUGAACUGUUCGAUCGUGUCGUUGACGAAAAUUAUAUUUUGACAGAACUUGGUGUUGUAAUGAUUGUGUGUCAACUUUGUGAAGCAGUUAGUUAUAUUCAUAGCAAAAGUAUUGUUCAUCUCGAUAUAAAGCCAGAAAACAUCAUGUGCGUGUCACAAACUGGUAACCGUAUUAAACUCAUUGACUUCGGGCUUGCCCAGUUCUAUGAUAAUUCAUCAAAUUUACUGUUUAUGGCUGGUACACCAGAAUUUGUUGCUCCGGAAGUGAUUAAAUUUGAACCUAUCGAUUUUCACACUGAUAUGUGGAGUAUUGGUGUCCUCACCUAUAUUCUAUUAUCGGGUAUUUCACCAUUUUUGGGAGAAACACUUGGUGACACUUAUGUAGCUGUUGAAAAAGGAGAAUGGGAAUUUGAUGAUGAAGCAUUUGAAGGCAUUUCUGAUGCUGCUAAGGAUUUUAUCUCUAAACUUCUCAUUACAAAUCAGAAGCAAAGAAUGCUUCCGGAAGAUUGUUUGAAACAUCCAUGGAUUGUUAGUAGUCGAACAAAAGCAGCAAAUGAUUUAAUGCAAAGCCAGAUGAAUUCACGCAGUCCAAUGUCAAAGGAAGAACUGAAAUGCUACAUUAAAAAUAGACGACUUCGGAAAGCAACUUGGGCAUUGGUUUUCUUAAUUCGAUUUAAAAGACAAUCACAAAUGAAAUCAAGAAGAAGAGAGUUAUUAACUGCUGACGUCGCUGAAAUUAAUACGGCUCAUUUAGCUACUAAAAGAGCUACUAAAGAAAGUUUUACAAAAUCAAAAAAUAAGUCUGAAUCGAUGAAAAGUAAUGAGAAGGAUGAACAAGUACCUGACAAUAUAGUAGAAAAAAGUUCUGACCCUUUCAGUACAGAAUUAACGGCAGUGAAACAUUCAAAGGGAACGAAAUCGAGUAGUGAAAUUCCAAGGAAAAAAUCAAAAGCAAGUGUUUUAGAAGAAGGAAAAGCAAAGAAAAAAGCAAAAAAGCACAAAGAAGGUGGUGAAAAAUCAGAUAUGACGCCUAGCAAACCAAAGAAAAUUUCCAAGCAUUUAAAAACAACACAUCAUGAAUUGGAAGAAAAACCUUUGGAGAGCGAUUCAGCACAAGAUGCAUUAGAAAUGUGUGAAUUAUGCGUCAAUUUAGAAACUUCAAAACCAGCGGUUUCUUACACCGAAUUUACAAAACUGACAUGUGCUUCAGAGAGUACGCAGUCGACUUCUCCGAUUUACGAAGUAGAACGGACAAGUAAAAGUGAGACAAAAUUAGCAGUGAAAACAAAGAAUGAUAUUAUUUCAGUAAAUCAAAAAUCUCAAGAAGCAAAGAACAAAGGUUACACGAUGUACACACCAAGCGAAAUUAACAAGAAAGCUAGUUCGGUUGCUGCUAUUUUAUCAAUGUUUAGUGAGAAAGCAGAAAGAGAAAAAAUGGGUUUUGAACAUCGACCUUCUCGUCCAGUGAGAACAUUCCGAGAUGUGCAAAAAAAUACAUCUAAUAAACCAUUGGUAGCAACUAUUAAUAAGAAUGAUGUGAGUGGUAUUAAAGUUUAUCGCGCACCUGAAAAAGAUAAAGAACGAGUUAAAAAUUUGAUCGAACUUCACAGGCGUGGCUCCAAGGACAGAAAACAAGUAGAUAGUUUAGAAAUUGUAGCAGUUAAGAAUGAUGAAAAUAUGAAAAAGCCAAGGGAAGAAAAUGGGAAAAUUAAAGUAGCACAAGAAUUAUUAGCUACUAAUAAUACUACAUCAACAAAAGAGAGUACUGAGGUUAAGGUGAUAGCGACUGAAGCAAUUUCCCAGCAAAAUACUACCACGCAAAAUGCUUGCAACUUGAGAAGCGUUCGAAAAAAAGCGAAUCAACAUGAGUUUUCUAUGAAGAAAGAACAUGUUGAAAAGAAUCAAUCAUCAGAAGGAAGUGCUAGCGAGAAGUUGAUGAUAGAAGCAAGUAUAUGUAAAAAGGAAGGCAAUAAAGUGACCAAACCUGAAGGUUUCGAAAAACUUAUCAGCCAUAAUAAUAGUAAGAAAUAUGAAGAAAAAUGCGCUGAAAAAAUAAAUCAUAAUGCUGCUUCCAUCAAUUCAGAGAAAUCGCUUUCAAAUUCUAUUACUAUAUCUCAAAAGAUGAAGUUAAUAGAAAGACAAGGAAAGCAGAUAAGAAAUUUUCCUUCUGUAUACGACCAUAAAACUGAUACAAACAAACCGAACGAUGAUGCCAAUCUUACCUUAACAAUGUUAGAAAGGAGUACCUCCAAAAAACCUCCCAAAACACCUGGAAGUUCGCGACAUAAAAGAAGAAAUAAUGAUAAGAUAAAUACGCGAAUGAAAAAUGAAUCAGAACAUAUGAGCAGUAUUGUAUGUAGUAGUGCAAGCAAAGAUGCUGCUGUUUCAGUGCAUGAAAAAGCAUCUGAUUUCUUGCAAAUAUUAUCACCAACAGUUCAGAAUAAUAUGGCAAAAGUACAGAUUUCUAAUAAUACAAUCACACCACUUUCUAACAUUGAAAAAGAUGAAAUAUCUCAAAGUAGCAUUCGUUCAAAGAAUCCAUUAAUGAAAAUAAAAUCAGAAGUAAAUUUGGCAGAAUUCGCAAAAGAAGCUUCAUCACAUUCGUCCAGAGCAGUUCAUUUGCGCAGGCAUGCAUUGGUUGAUCAAUCUUCAUCUUUAGUUGCACAGACUCAACAAUUUAAGCACAAUAUUAUGAAAAUGAGUUUGACGAACCAAGAGAACUUCAGUUUCGGUUGGCUGAAGUUUCAGUUAGAAGACCGUGUGAAUAAAGAAAAAGAAAACCAAACAACUUGGAAACCUCGCCGUGAUCUAAGAAUAUCUCCAGCUCAAUCUGGAAAUGCAAAGAAAGCUUUGGAUAUUUGGAAAGCUAUGGAACGAAAUUGUCUUUCUAAAAGUUAGAU